Molecule: messenger RNA, 600 nt
Organism: Seminavis robusta
Lineage: Eukaryota; Bacillariophyta; Bacillariophyceae; Naviculales; Naviculaceae
Source: the annotation of a GenBank genome assembly
AUGCAGACUGUCAUGGUGGAAAAAUCUCAUGCGUCACUCAUAAGACAGCUCUUCGGAUAUAUCGUUCAACUUGUGGCGGAGUUGUUGCACGAUUACAUGAGUGGACUGGGUUACGGAAGCGAGGGCAUUGAAAUGGUCAACGAAGCAUCGCGGGUCCAUGAGGAGGCCUCCUUGAUCUCCACUGUACUGGCUAAACUUUUCGAUGGGAAUCCCUGGAAUAUUGCGAGACAAGAAGGCUUUGCGAGCACAUUCACACCAAUCCAUGAAGGUGGCUUUCUUCACACCUGCUCUCUCCAGUGCUUGUUCGACGCGACAAACAAAGAGAUGAUUACGGAUAGGGGGGAUGUCGUCAGACGACUCCCAAUCGUUGUAGCUUUCGAGUGCUUCACGGAUCGGAAGGUUGGCGAUGGCGGUGAGGUCAUCUGUUCGAUCAAUUGCUUCCGGAUGCGAAGGAUCUCUCAACACACCCAAAAACUGCUCAUAUCGAAGGAGCAGGGCCAUAACCGACAGUUCCCUUACUUUUGGACUCCAGCGCCCAUCGGCAUCAUCCUCGAACAAAAUAUUGGUGAAACGGCGGAGUUUGUCCCGUUCUGCAAUUAA